Heterotrigona itama is the source of this 2983-nucleotide messenger RNA. The record is from the annotation of a GenBank genome assembly. Lineage: Eukaryota; Metazoa; Arthropoda; Insecta; Hymenoptera; Apidae.
UAUGAUAAUUGUUUGUAUAUGUACACUUAUGCACUUAUAUGCAGAAUUUCUAGUACUUGUUUCAUGCUCUGAGUGUACUUACUUAUCUCUCUGUGAUAUAUGUUUCAUCCUCCACGUGUGUUUUUAGUUAUGUUGUUUGUGGUUAUGUAAAUUUAAAAAUUAUUAUUAAUUGUAUACAACGUUAGUGUAAAAACUAUGACAAAAAAGAAACAUAAUUUAAGUGGCUGGAAACCACUGAAAUUGGAAGGUUCUAUAUUUUCUAGUAAUGUUGAAGAUUUAAUUGGUAUUGAGGAAUUAACUGAAUAUAAUUUGGAAAAGGAAAACAACAAGACAAAGAUUGUAAUUUGCAAUGAGGAAAGCAAUAACAAGAAAGACACGGUACCACCAAAGGGUAAACGUUCCAAUGUAUGGUUAGAAAAUAAUAUAGACGUUAAUGAACCAUUAUUAAAAAAAGCUAAAAAACUAAUAUUUAAAGAAAAAAAAUUAAAAAGAAAAAAUGAUAAAAAAGUAUUAAAAUGUUUAUCUUCAAAAAAUGAUAUAGACACUAAUUCUAAUAACAAUCAAUUUUCUAAUGAACAUGAUGAUGAAAAAAAUGAUAUAUAUGACAAUGAUUCUCAACAAUGGCAUAUAUUAGGUGUACCCACUCCUAUAAUUAAGGCAUUAAAAGAUCAACAAUUUUAUAAACCAACUCAUAUUCAAGCAUUAACUUUACCUCCAGCAAUAUUGGGUCAUAGAGACAUAUUAGGUGCAGCUGAAACAGGUAGUGGAAAAACAUUGGCAUUUGGAAUUCCAAUUAUAAACGGUAUUUUGAAAUUAAAAAAUAAGGAGUUAGACAUGAAAUUUGGGAAGAAAACGAGUGAAAUUAUUGAGAAUAAAGGUUGGAUUUGUUCUGAAAACGAAAUGAUAGAAAAUGAUAAUAGCUCAUCUGAAUCUGAUUAUAAAGAAGAUGUUGAAUAUUUUAAUGAAAAUAAUAUAGGUUGUGUACGUGUAAUUAAUAAUGUAAAAAUGAAUGAAACACAAAAUUAUAUGAAGCCACUCUAUGCAUUAAUAUUAACACCAACUCGUGAAUUGGCUAUUCAAAUUAAAAAUCAUUUAACUAAAGCAGUCAAAUAUACAAAUAUUAAAAUAGCUGUAGUAUUGGGAGGAAUGGCUGCAGUUAAACAAGAAAGAAUAUUAAGUAAAGAACCUGAGAUUGUAAUUGCUACACCUGGUAGAUUAUGGGAAUUAAUACAACAAGGAAAUUCACAUCUUAGCAAAGUGGAUUGUAUUAAGUAUUUGGCUAUUGAUGAAACAGAUAGAAUGUUAGAAAAGGGACAUUUCCAAGAAUUGCAACAAUUACUAGAAAAAAUAAAUACAAAUGAAAGAAAAAUGAGAGAAAGGCAAACAUUUGUAUUCUCUGCUACAUUAACUAUGGUGCAUGAUAUUCCAGAAUAUUUAGAAAAGAAAAAAAGGAAGCAUAGUAAAAGUAGAAUACAAAAACUUACGCCAGAUCAAAAAUUACAAAAAAUUAUGGAAUUGGUUGGAAUCAAAAACCCAAAAAUUAUUGAUGUCACUAAAAAAUCAGGUACGGCCACUAAUUUAACGGAAUGUAGAAUAGCGUGUACAAUGGAUCAUAAAGAUUACUAUCUUUAUUACUUUUUGAAAAGAUAUACUGGUAGAACAUUGGUGUUUUGUAAUAGUAUUGGUUGUGUAAAACGCUUAGCUACUCUUUUGGGAAUACUUGAUUGUAGUCCUUUACCAUUGCAUGCAAGUAUGCAGCAAAGACAACGAUUAAAAAAUCUUGAAAGAUUUCAGGCGGAUGAAGACGGAUUAUUAAUAGCUACUGAUGUAGCUGCAAGAGGUUUGGACAUUCCAAAUGUUGAGCAUGUGAUACAUUACCAAGUUCCUAGAACAAGUGAGAGUUAUGUACAUAGAAGUGGAAGAACAGCAAGAGCACAAAAGGAUGGUAUAACAGUUCUUAUGAUGGAACCAUCUGAGAAGCAAUAUUAUAGUAAAUUAUGUAAAACACUUGAUCGCACGGAAGAUUUACCUAUGUUUCCUGUAGUUGAUAAACUGCUAAUUGCAGUUAAAGAAAGAGUUGAUAUUGCUCGAGAAAUUGAUAAAUUGGAAUUGAAAUGUCGUAGGGAUAAUUCGCAAAAAGGUUGGUUACGUAAAGCAGUUGAAGAAAUGGAUCUAAUUUUUGAGGAGGACGAAGAAGAUUUGAUAGCAGAAAUGAAAGAAACAGCAGAUUUGAAGCAUCAAUUAAAAAUAAAAAAGCGUCAAUUGUCAUCGCUUAUGUCGAAAACGCUAUUUCCGAAAGGUUUUUGCGGGAUAUAUCCUGACAUCAAUACUGAAUUUAAAUUAAACGAAAGCUACCAGAAAGCCGUUGACGUAAUGAAAAAAGUUAUAGAAGAAAUUCCAGCGAAGAAGAAAGAAAGAAAUAAAAAAUCUAACAUGAAAAAAAAUUCUUUCAAAAUCAAAGUUCAAAGAAAGAAGAAUAGAAAUAAAAUAUAACUUCAUCUUCUGUGCUGAUAAUCGAGUCAAUUUGAUCGUUCGUUACCAUCGAGUUUACGUAUCGACUUUCAUCGAUGAUCUUGCUUGGCAGCGCUGCGGGCGAAUCGCGGCCUUUUACAACGAUUUUGAUCCUGGCCAUCACGUGACUUCCGGGGCACUUUUGGACUUGUGCCGCCGCGUUUUCACAAAUCUCCGCAAUCGGCUUCGUUUCCGGCCUCGGCUUGAUUUUCUUCAGGUGCAUCUCUUUGAGAUUUUCACCGACUGGGUGCAGUUUCAGAGGUGCCACUCUUGGUUCCGUUGCGCGAUCCCCGACAGCCCGGCUGAAGUGGAAGAACAGGAUUGUGGACUGGUCUUUCUGGCACGAUGCAGCCCAAAACAAUUGGCCCUCGAGUCGAGCUUUCCAAUUGCAUUAAACCACCGUAUUCUCUUGGCAAUGGUACAGGUAGCGGACCGGCUAUUAAACGAACCUGAAAACGAGCAGAAACUUUAA